CUUUCGACAUUCAACGUUCGACGAACUGCUCGAUUCGGCUCAUCGACUGCAAAAAUAAGCAAAAAUAAAGAAACAAACAAAGAAGUAUUAAUACCUCAACAAUUUUUCGUCCUAAUUUGCAUUAAAAUAAAUUUAUCAAAAUUAACCCUUUCGAUCUUUGAUUAAUUACAAACCUAAUCAAAUUUUUUUUGUGUCCAAUUUUGAUUAGAUUUAUAGACCUAUUUAUAAUAAAACAGUGAUUUUUCAAUUAAAAUGGCGAUUUACUGUAAUUUCGCACUGAAAUCAAAUACGAGUACGAAUAUGAAAUCAAAAACAUCCGUAUGCCAUUUAUCUCCCAAAUUGAAUUGAAACAAAAAUGUACAAACAAAUAAAAUGAUUCGUUUCUUAUUCAACCAUCAAAUGCUUAUCUGUAAACAUUAACAUUAAUUAUAAUAAUUACUAUUUAGUUGAAUAAAACAAAAAAAAAAAAAACUUGAACUUAUUAUUGGUAAAUAAAUAGAAUACGCAAUUAAUUCGCAGUGUCGGCCUCCAAGAAAAACGAAAAGCGAAAAAGAUUAAAUACAAAUUUGUUCGCUAAGGUUUCAGUCUUCAGUGUUGAGUGUUUUAUUUUGUAUUAAAAAAUGUGCGGCCUCGGUGAUCGAUGCACGUCUUCGUCGUUGUGGUUGUCGUUGUCGUUCCCACUCUCAGUUCUCGCCCAAAUCUGAAAAAUCUAUUUUUAUAAAAGUACAACAACUUCAUGUACAUGUAAAGAGUUGUAACUUGGAAAAAUAAAAUAAAAUAUAUAGAAUAGUUCAAGUUGAUAGUUGUAUAGUUAUAUGUUGAAGAGUGAUAGUAUAAGGGCACUAUAGAGGAGACUUUUACGCUAUGAGUUCGAUCUCCUUCUAAGCAUCUUAAUCUCAUAUCAAUAGCAGCGGCGGAUUAUCUGGUUUUCGAUUAGCAAUUGCUGCAGCAGUGGAAAGCGAAACCUUCAGAGAGAUGGAUGGACAAUCAGAGCAGGACCUGCUUAAGGAGCUCCAAACUAUGUGGACAAACUAUGAAGAGGAGCAAAAUGAUAUAGUUAAAAAGGAACAACAACUAAAGCUAUUUCUCUACAAAUUCCAAUUCACUGAAUUGGAUACUUCAUCUGACGAACCAACACCAAUUUCAUGUUUUAUUCAAAGUGUUUUGGAAGAGAUAUGCUCGUUUUUCCUAGAGAGAGUGUAUGACAUCAUUAGUAAGUCUCAUCUUACAACAUCAGCUUCGUCGUUGAAAGAUGAUAACGAUGAGAUUGAUAGUAGUAAAGGCAUUGAAACUAAAUCGGACCCUACCAACAAAACUGAUAAUCCAAACAAAUCGUCAAAAGAUAAACACAAUUUUGCUCAGCUUAUAUUGAGAGCCCCAAGUGACUACAGCAAAAUUGUUGCCCUACGCACCUUUCUCACUCAUGAGAUAGGACACCAUAUUCUAUAUUUUUUACUACGCGUUGAUAUUAAGUUACUUGCAUCCCAACUUAGUCUUUGCAACAUUUGCAUAAAUUUGUUCCCCAAUUGCCAAUGGGAAAGCGACAAUCAAGUUGAAUUGGAACCAAUGAAUUCGGUAAAGGAUUUUCUUGACAAUCUGCUUUUGCAUCAACGUUUAAAAGCUCUUCGAUCACGUGAAUUCAGCCAGUCCUCUGAGUUUAGGUCAACACUUAAUGAUAGCACCAAACUCUGCUUUACUGAGUCCAAACACCAAGAUUUUGAAGCACACAUAAAACAAACUAGAACAAGCGACGAAAUUGCCAUCCUCCUAAUUGAUUUGCUAGAAAAACUAGUCGAUAUCGAGACGGAUAUGGUUCUUAACGAUCAGUCAAUAAGUGUUAUAUGUUGGAAAUUUGGUGUGGAAAAACUCGCCACCAACGAAGAAGUAUUUAGCUCGGGAAAAAAUUCCGAAAUCAUCAAAUGCAACCUAUUGAGCCUAGUUGCCAGAUGCUUUAACAACAUCUGCUGGCAAAGGGAUAAUUUAGCUUCCAUAAAUUUAAACGAAACAAUCAAGAAAUUGAUGAAAGCUCUAGAAAUAACUCCACACCCUCAGAUUAUCUUUGGAAUUAUCUACUUGGUUUUUGGACUUAUGAACAAUGUAAUUGCACUGUCCAAUGGAAAAUUUCACAAUGCAUUGAAAUUCAUCGAUGAAGACUCCUUGGAUAUGUGUGUUUCCAAAUUAUCCGACUUAUUGGCCAAACAUGCUACAGAAUUAGCUCCACUUUUCGCAAAAAUUGUUAAAGUGCUUCAAAAAAUUAUUGACAAUCUGAACAAAAACUCACCCAGUAAGUCGAAAAAACAUCGUAAGAAAUUCAAAGGAAUCUUGCAGCAGCAUUGCCUGCGAAAUAAUUUUCCUUGUUUCUUUCAAAAGAUUCUCAUUAACAUAGCCCAACACCUGCCGCUUGACUUGCAGAACUAUGUACUUCGUUAUCUGCAGCGACAAGGCGUCUGUUGUUGCCUCUGCAACACCGACACCAUGAAAAUAUUUUUCAGUCAGUCCAUCGAUGUGGAGAAUCUAAAGUACGCUUACAGUUUUGUGCACCAAAAACUUUUGACUACUGUCUUUCUGCGCAAUAACUGCACUAGUUGCGAAUUCAAGCUUAAAUCAAACGAAUUCCAUAAGGAAGUUUUUGAAAUAUACAAAACCAAGUUCGAUGAGAUAAGGAAUGUGGCUGAAUAUAAACGAUUUCUAAAGCAUCUCAAACACAUAUCACACUUGAUAAGCUUCGACAUAUCAACAGGUAUAUUGGCCAAUAUUGUUUUGCCAAUAUUCCGAACCCAUAAAGAGCAACAAUUCCUGACCUGUGAUGAUAGUAAUCGAAUACUCAUUGAGUGUCUUAACAUUUUUAUUACAUAUCUAAGUGAUGUGAGACUGAUAAAGGCGUUUUACAAUGACGAGAACAUAACACAUCUGGAAGAUCUGUUGCAUCGGCCUGAGUUUGUUCGACCCGUGUGUGAUUUGAUUAAGAUUGGCAUUGAAAAUGCCGCCUUUUUAGGAGAUAACAGUCAAGAGCAAGUGGUGUUGAGUAAGCGACUCAUAGCAUUGCAAUUGAAUGGAACCGUCACAUCAACAAAAUGGAUCAAUGGAAUGCUUAGAAACUUAAAUAUCGACAAGAUGAUAUGGCUUGAUAAUGAAGAUGAAUGCCUUGACAAUGCGGAAAUAAAUGCAUUUCAUACACUACAUAUCGCUUCCAGACAUUGGUAUUUGAAUUAUCAGCUAUUGAAAAGUAGCCAACAAUUUCAGAGUGAAUUUGCGGAGCAAUUUACGGAGACAGAUUUGAUGAAACUAGCAUGCAACACGUUAAGUUGUUUUCUAUUGUUCUCUCGAGAAAUGGAUAUGGUUUCACAACAUACCGAACAAUGCCAAACACCUAUGUUUGAAUCUCUACCUUUGAAUAGUCUCCUAUCUUCAGUAUCCUCAGUACAAACUUCCAUGACUGAAGCAUCGGAGCCACCGAAUUUCGAUGAGGUCAUUAAGUUUUAUAACGAUUUUGGAGUGAAAGGAUUUUUAGACAAACUUCAAAGCAACACGACCACCGACGAGAGUAUUGUUCUUUUUGAUAUCAAAAAUCAACUAAUGUCACUUUCACAUGGCCAAAUGACGGAGGGUCAACAAAAACUUUUGGCCAUAGAGGAGUCGGCAGUGACGGAAGACCAAAAGAGUCUACUAGGGCGAAUAUUUGGUUACCUGUUUGGUUCGGAAUCGAAUUCUACGAAUAACCUAAAGGAGUCUGAUGAAACGGCAACUGAUGUUAGUGAUGUUAAAUCAGAACUACAAUGUCUUUGCAAGCCAGGUGACUGCAAAAACCUGCUGCUAAAGUUGUUCGAAUCCGCAAUGGCUGUGUAUGUUCGAGAGAAUAAAGAGAAUUCCACCGAGGCAAUGCAAAAGAAUUUACGAAAGCUUAAGUCGAUAAUACUAUCGCGUGCAGUGCAAGAUUGGAAUCAGGCCGAUCCGAGUAUAACCGCAGUUACAUUGGCUCUGCAAUCGUUACUGAAAAUCGCCGAAUUAACGGGAACAUUUCCCAACGAAGAACCACAUCCGAUUAACCAAAGGGAUGAAGUUGGCGCUCAUAGAACCACCGCCGAUGGUGUUGACGAACCAACGAUGGUCUCAACUGAAAGCGAAGCAGACUUCUAUUCAACCAGAGCCAGUUUGAUAUGUGCUGACAGUGAAAUAGACUUCAGCGAGAACGAUACAGAGGAGUUCUAUCUAACAGCCGACGAAGGUUACGAAGCUGACGGUGAAAUACCUGGAAUGUCUGAGAGUGAAGAAGAAAUCGAAGAUUUAUGGGUUCCUUUUACGCCGUCUUCACGAUAUCGGACCCAUGUUGUGCAUAGUGGCAUUUCUAAGAUAGUCACAGAGAUUCUUGUUGAAUUGUCUUUGAAAUGUUCUCAGAAUCCGAGUGCAGCGUGGGCUAGUAGCUUGAGUCAAUUAGCGGCUAGGAUGUUUGUAAUUCGUGAUUUUCUUGGUGGACCUUUGUUUAUUUUGCAAGGAUUUUUACCACUUCUUCAGAGUAAUGAUGCAAAACUUAGAGAGCUGCAGCAAACGAUAUUAGAUCUUGUGGUUGAUCUCAACUCUCCUGAUGUAUUGUCUACGUAUUUCAGUAUAUUGGCAUCGAAGAACCCCCCUGUUGACAUUCUGAUAAAGUAUAUGUCGUAUAUUUGUUCGAGUAAUCUAAAAAAACAGCCCAGUGUUGAGAUCGAGUUCCCUAUGCUGAAUGAUGGAAGAUGCAUAUCGUCGACUGAUCCCCUUAUAGCAGAACAAAUUGAGCGGGUACGCUCCUAUCACCUUUACAAUCAUGCCAAUACAGCUUUUCUUCGAUCUGCCUGCGUCCUGCCAAUAACUCAUGCUAAGUUGUGGGGCCCUGAUGGUUUAACGGUAUCUUUGUGGAUGCAAAUGAAAAGCAGUAUGCCGCACAGAAGUGCCAGUCAGAUAAUUGAAGACGAUAUUAAAAUUUCAUGCGAGGAGGGCGUACGUACACAUAUUCUUUCUGUUGGAAGCAAUCAAGCGAUAAUAAGUGUUUACGUAAACAGCAAUAUGAAUCUGGUAUUCGAAAGCAGUAAACCAAAUGCAGAGCUCUCACCGAAAAGUCCAAUGAAUGAAGACAAUUCGUUUAUGAAUAAAGAAAAUGUUUCUACCAACACCACGUCUCAAGCAAUAAGUCCGUCGCCUUUCCGGAAUGCUCUUAAACACACAAAACUUGUCAUCCUCAACAGUUUCAAUCACAUGCAUUUAUUCCAUGGUCACGGUGCUACGGACGGCUAUUUUGAGGGUUCCAGCGUUGAGCUGAAAUACUUUCGCCUAAGCCGAUCCAAAUGGACGCAUUUAUGUUUUGCAGUUGAUUUGGCAUCGGAUCGAUUCAAUUUGACAGUGACUCUGGAUGGUCUGGAACAGCAUUCGAUAAGUUUACCAUUUCGAAAUGUUCGCAAUUUGACAAGAACCUCAACUUUUCAAUUACUCUCGCUGGGUGAUAGCAUACCAAAGGCAAAUUGUAAUGAUUCCCUGGAAUGUGUUAAUGGCACUCCACUUAAGUUUUCAAUUUCGAAUGUUAUUUUGUUUAAUCGAAAAAUUUCCGAUAAGGAAAUAAUUCAGUACUUGACUUCAAUGGGACCUGAUUUUGUAGAUAUAACACAGUGCCAGGUUGGUGCGUGGAAACCAAAUUUUGGUUAUCUAAACCUCAAUAAGUCUUUCAAUGUAAAUGUUGGAAGUUUUCAAGAUGCAAUGAAAGUUUUUAGAGAAUCUCGAUUUUGUGCAUAUUCAGCUAGCGAUCCGACAACAAUAAUGGCCUAUGAUCAGACAUCAGAUUGUGACAACACUAGUGGUAAGAAUUUUGGAAUAAUGCUUUACGGCGAAUUGUGCCGCAAUGAACUGCAAUCAGUUCAAACCUCGACUAUACUAUGCGGGGGACUUUCAACACUGCUGUACCUGUUUGCAAGAGUUGUUGAGCUCACAUCUGAUUCCGCGACGCAGUCCAUGUCAUUGGAUCUUUUGCUAAGCGUGGCUCUGUCCGACUCUCAUCUUUAUACUGAAUUCAUGCGAAACGAUUACUUCAGCCUAAUUGGCUAUGUAAUCAAAACUGACCGAUGUACAAAAGAUGUUUAUUUACUUGCGAGCAUUAUAAACAAUGCCUGCACUCAACCAGUGAUAAUGAAAAAGGCCUCAGCAAUUCAUGUGAAUGAAAACACAAUCGCAUGUGUGGCCCAUCCAAUGCUGAUUACGAAAAUACUACAUCGCUAUUCUGAUUGGCAUCGCUCAGGAUCCGAAAGCUCAGAAGUGCUAGAGCUUCUUUUUAAAACAAUAAUAGCACUGGUAAGAGAUAAGCAUCCUUGCAAGGAAUUCAAUAUGAAGCAGUUGAAUCGGGCUGGUCUGGUGAAAGAACUUCUCAAUCUUUGCAAAGUUUACGUUGUAGAGUCCCCAAAUCCUAUCCAUAUAUCGAUAGACGCAGCCAAUUAUUUUGUUAACAUUUUGAGCAUCUUUGCUGGUUCACCGCCAUCGGCUUCUCUCAUGGACGAGAUCAUGAAGCUACUUCUAUUGCUGCAUAAACCAAGUGAAUGUUUUAUCACUCAUGAUCGCUCAAAUUUAUACUUCUUACUUAGCACCGAAAGUCCAGUGAAAGAAAAAGGUUUAGGUUUACAAAUUCCAAGAAGGCAGCUAAAGCAGAUAUUUCGGGAACGCAAACGUUCGUCAAGUACGAGUUUAUUUCGAGCAGCUAAGCCCCCACGCAUCAUUAAAGACUCCUCCUCAAAUGGUGAUAGUUUGAGAUUCAAUGGUGGAAUUGCAAGAAGAAAUUCGGAUUUGAAUCUCGAAAGCAUAGCAAAUUGUUCAAGAUUGAAUCAAAACGAAAUACGAAUGCUAUUACCCUUAGAGCCCUCUAAAUGGAGAUUGAAAAUCAAGAGACAUACAUUACAUCAUAUACCGCACAGUAGUCCGAGAAACUCACCCCAGAAAAUGAUUCGCAAACGAGUUCGGGCGACAUCAAAAGCUCCGAAUCUGAAUCACAACGAGAAAAAGAGUCGCCUCGAAAGUCCACACUCUGAUUCAAGCCCACCUUCUUCACAAGAUGAACAAAGUGGAAUUCUAUCCAAAGAAGGCUUCAAAUGGCCGCUAGAAAAUUCUUUUUUCACUAAAAAGAAAUCAAAGACAAUGUUCAAGACUGAUUUUUAUAGCGCACCUGGAAUAAUGAAGCUACAAGAGCGCCUUUUUAUAUUGCUCAAAGAUUUUCUCUUCCUUUUGCCGGACAAUAUUGUCGAAGAGGUUCUUACCCAUUAUGUUAAGAUGGAAAUCCUUUUAGUACUCGCCAACCACACAAGUUCGACUGUUCGUACAGCAAUUCUCAAGCUAUUGACUGCUCUCACCAAAAGAAUUCCCCCGAGUGAACUUGGGGUAUUUACUAAAAAGUUCUAUCCUCAACAUUUGGCAAAUCAAUUGGCUAUUUAUGCGACUGAUUUGAAUAUGUUGGAGACGUGUUUGGAGUGGGUUACGGGGCUGUAUGGAAGUCUGGAAGCUUUUUUCGAAUACGAGUACAUAUCCAUACAAAAUCGUUUCGGUUUGCAUUCAUUGCUUUCAAUAUUAACAAAUACAGAAGCACAAGCCGGCUUUUUGGCAAAGGCGUUUAAAGUGUUAAGAACUAUUUAUCUGACGGAUCCAGAGGAUAAUCACAGUCUAAUUGAAACUGGACUAAUUCAGUGUUGUAUGAAGGCAUUGCACAAUAUUUACGUCAAGCCCAAAGUAUCGAAUACGGUUACAGAAGAAUCGAUCACAGAACUUCUAACUUCUGUCGGAGAGAGAGCUAUUAAAUCCACGGGACAAAUAAACAUUAUUUGGGAUAUAUUAAAUAUGCUGUCAUUUUAUCAAAUCAACAACCCGAUAAAUGUGGUAAAAGGCUUUCGCUCAGUACAGGGUAAACUUCAGCUCAAUUGGUUGGAUCUCUUCUUCAGAAACCGAGUUCCAAGUUCAAACUUUAAAGUUACUGUGUUACCAAAUUCUUCUAUCAAUCUUUCCGAAACAAAAACAAGGCUUGACCUGCUUAUUGAUCGCUGUUCACAGUUCUUCACAAAUUUCGGCCCUACGUACAUGCCUAACGAAAACGAGCUGAAACUUUUUGAACAACUCGUGUUGUUUGGCAUCUCUACCAACACAAGAUGUAAUAAUUUUAUAGCCUGGGGAUUGUUAUCCUCACGGCCGUUUGAGAUCCGACAGUUUAUCAUUGAUGCGUUAUGGAUGUCCUGCCAAAAUGAAACGCUCCCAACGAUCAUUUGUGAUGGUAAAAUGAUCAAGUCGCUUUUGUGGUUAUGUCUCCUUGAACAGAGAUCAAAUAAUGAAAAGCCCAUAGACAACCUUGACCAGCUUUGCUUGCGCCUCGGCAUAAAGGACACGGAUACGAUCUGGAAUUUAGAACAAGAACUCGAACGCUUCGAACAAAAUCGAAACAACGUAUCCGCCAAACACAAGCUUAUGUUGGAGAAGACCAUUCAUAAAUUCGAAUCGUUAGCCAUGAGCUGCAUUGAAACUUCAAUGGUUAUAACGAGAGUAGUUGCUGAAUUACAGGUUUGUUUGAAUUCCGAACGAAAAAUUCUCAUGAACCAUAUGAAGGAGUACGAUGAGAACUAUACCUUCCAUAAGUGGUUAGAGAUCAUCCGUCGAAUGACCCAUGAAGGUGCGCCUUGGUUUUCAAUCGAUCGAAGUGAAACGUCUUUUGAGUUAGAUGAUACAGAGGGACCCUCUAGAGUUCACACUCGUCUGCGGCGUUGUCAUUUGGACAUUGACAAACGCUUUAUAAUGGAGGACUAUAGACAGAUUGGCAGAGAGGAGCAGCAUCGUGUUGAGUUUAUUCGACCUCUAGAUUAUCUGAUAUCCAGCUACGAUCAGCAGCUAAAUAUAUCACUUAAUUCUCAAAUUCUUUACAACUUCCCUGCCAAAUACCUGCCCGUAGACGCGGAAAUAGAUGGAGAAAUAAUCAUAACCGAUCAUAAAUUGUACUUUAUAGCAACUUAUCGGUGUAAAUACUUUUAUGUAACGUGCGAUGUUGAGAACAUAACCGAAAUCUGGCUCAAACGCUAUCAACAUCAAGAGAAAGCUUUUGAAAUAUUCCUCGAGACAAAUAAAUCGCUUUUGUUUUCUCUGCAAAACCAAGACGACUGGAAGAUUAUGAAGGAAGUUUUUCUCGAUAAGAUUGUGGUAUGUCCGGAUCAGAAUAAAAUUCUUCUCAUUACACAACAAUGGCGUGAGGGUCUUCUCACCAAUUGGGAGUACAUAAUGACAUUGAAUCAAAUCGCCGGCAGAACGUACAAUGAUCUCAUGCAAUAUCCAGUAUUUCCAUGGAUCUUAGCUAACUACACAACAGAUGUCUUGGAUCUGACGGAUAAGAAGAACUUUAGAAAGCUAGAAAAGCCAAUAGCGGUACAGCACGAGGAGAACGAACAGCAUUAUGUGAAUAAUUAUACGUAUAUAAAUAAUACAAUGACAAGUAUGGGUACUCUUCAGAUAAAACCAUAUCACUACAGUUCACACUAUUCGAACUCUGGAACUGUGUUGCAUUUUCUUGUGCGAGUUCCACCUUUCACAAGCUACUUUUUGAGAUACCAAGACAACAAUUUUGACCUGCCUGAUCGAACAUUUCAUUCACUGGCUACAACUUGGAGUCUCGCCAGCAAAGACAGUCCGACAGAUGUAAAAGAGCUUAUUCCGGAAUUCUUCUGUCUGCCGGAAAUGUUUGAAAAUUUUGAACGUUUCGAUUUUGGCUGCCGACAGUCGGGCGAGAGAGUCGAAGAUGUUCUUUUGCCGCCUUGGUGCUUACGAGAUCCUCGUUUAUUUGUACUUAUACACCGACAGGCUCUUGAAUCGGAAAUUGUUCGACAAAACAUACAUAAUUGGAUCGAUUUGAUAUUUGGUCACAAUCAAACGGGCCAAAAUGCAGUUGACACCAUUAAUGUUUUUCAUCCAGCUACAUAUGCGGUGUUUCUGGAAUCAGAGAUUACAGACCCAAUAGAGAGAAAAGCCGUUGAGACAAUGGUGAAGACUUACGGUCAAAUGCCAAAACAGCUAUUUAAGACAGCGCAUCCAUCUUCAAAACCAUUGAAUUAUUGCUUGGGCGAGAGAGAAGUUAUACCCACAGCCAAAGGUCUACGUUGGGGUGUGUUCCUAGGAUCACCACAACUCCCUACACCUACAUUAGGAAACAUUAAUAAACUGCCUGGUUCUGACUUUUUGGUUUCAUUCAACAAUACAAAUAUGGUUUAUGGUCUACCGGCAAAGUCUUGUGUUAUGCAAGGUCCUGACACUGAUACUUUUAAUGUGAUAUCUUGGGGUUACGACGAUCGAAUCGUUCGCAUCCAACCUCUCAGUGAUACCCAAACCAAGUCAAAGGCUUUGCUAUUCAAUAGUUCCUUUGACGAUAUAACUUGUUGUGGAUCGGAUGCAAAUUCAAAUCUUCUAUUUUGUGGACACAAGUCAGGGCGAAUAAGUGUGUAUAAAUGUUCAAGUGUCGAUACAACACGUAUUGCCAAAAGUCGCCAAAACUAUGUUAAAGGUAUCAAAUUAUCAUACAACUCUGCCUUCCGAAAGAUCAGCCCCAAGAGUAGUUUGAAAAUAGACGACUUAGAACAAACGACAGAAGUUCAAAGAAAUAAUGUUGGAGUUGAGUUGACGUGGUCAGGCCCGACAAUUCUCAUUCGACACACUGAUGAAAUAACAACUAUUUGUUUAUCUGUGGAAUUUAAAAUUGCUGUGUCAGCGGGAAAGGAUGGCAUUGCUGUGAUAUGGGAUCUGAAUGACUUAAGCUAUAUACGUACGAUAGAGCGCCCAGCUGAAAUUCACCAUUCUCCAAUCAAUUUAACAGCAAUUAGUUCGACAUUGGGUGACAUAGUGACGGUGCACUCGAUUCCAAGGAAUGAGAGUGACCAAUCAAGUACUCCAGUUCAAGCUGACGAAUGUUUCGAAGUAACAGAAGAGAGCUUAGAUGACUUUGUAAAUGUUUCUGUGAACCCAAGUGGAAAGUCAAUUCUGCGUCUGCAUUCGGUGAAUGCUCGAUACGUUAACCACAUAGUGCAUGAGGAUAGUAUUUUGGCUGUGUGUUAUUCUUACAUCAAAGAAGGAGUGGGAGUGAAUGUAAUUGCGACGGCAGUAGAAGGUGGCAUAGUUCGGCUGUGGUCAAGUUGGAAUUUGAGUUUUGUCACAGAAAUCGCAACUGGUAUAUCAAACAUCAAAAGCAUUGCAUAUUCAACUCAUCAGCAUUUGGUCGUGCUAACUAAGGAUUCUUAUAUUCAAGUGUGGGAGUCGGAAGGUUUAUAUGGAAAUCCACCAAAAUUCCCGCAAAUUGUUUUCAAAUAAAAUCUGUGUGCUCAUUAAUUAUUGCUAAUUUAAUUGGUUUACUGAUAAUUAUUAUUAAUAUUAUUAUUAUUGUAUUGUAUAGAAUAAUGUUAUUGUGUGGAUGAGGUGAUCAUAUUAUUUUUGUUCCAUAAAGUGAAUUGUGCUUGAUAUUUUUUGUAGCUAUUAAGUGUGUUUAAAUGCAUUAGUAUAUUUGAUAAAAUUCUA
Eupeodes corollae is the source of this 11532-nucleotide messenger RNA. It is a transcript of the gene mv, whose product is annotated as lysosomal-trafficking regulator. Bases 976 to 11328 code for a protein of 3450 amino acids. Gene Ontology annotation, molecular function: protein binding. NCBI's taxonomy places the organism in Eukaryota, Metazoa, Arthropoda, Insecta, Diptera, Syrphidae. The record is from RefSeq and is a predicted model, not a curated record. The transcript is spliced from 23 exons.